Messenger RNA from Clonostachys solani, 2316 nucleotides. Lineage: Eukaryota; Fungi; Ascomycota; Sordariomycetes; Hypocreales; Bionectriaceae. The record is from the annotation of a GenBank genome assembly.
AUGGCUCCACCGUCAAGUACAAGAAAGUCUAGGCAGACGGCCAACCCCAAGCAAUCCGGUAGGGCCGUGGUGCCUGCCAUCCCUUUGCCUCAUGUCAGACGCCAGGCUGCCGCGGCCGAUGCCAAACCUCCAAGUACAUCGUCCUUGACAGCGAAAACCGAUCAAGCUGUUGAGGCAAACCCGCCGAAGGCUGAGUCACCACGGAGCUCAGCUAGUGGCUCGGUCCAUCUGGUCUCUGAUCCAGCUAAGCCAAAGUCCGCUGGCUCAGAUGUUGUUUCAGACAACUCGUCGCUCGCCGAGAAAUCGGUGUCGAAGGGUGCCGAGAACUUGCGCGAUACUACCAAUACGGAGCGCUCCCUACCUCUUCAUACCAAGAUGCAAGCAGAUGUCUCCCAGAAAGCAGGUGUUGAUGGGCAUGCGAAUGGAGUAGGCCAAAACCAGCAGAUGUAUGCAGACGAAGGAAAGCCAAACUCUGGAUUCACGAUGCCACGCCCACUCCCGCCAGUCUCACCGGCCCGUUACCAGCAGCCUCCAGGCUCUCAGACCAGGCAUAGGCACCCUACUCGAACCGCCAACGGGGCCGCUCAAGGAAACCUUUCGCAGGAUCACAUCAAUAUUGCCCAAGUCCACCUUGGAAACGGUAGCGCACAUCUUGGAUCCUUUGGUGGCUCGACCAGCUCUUCUCCAGCACCUCAUUUCGGAGGCAUAGCCCCUCCACCCGGAAUGCAUCCCCCAAACGGAAUGCAGCCCUUUGUCUCUCCAGACAGGGCCAACUUUCCUCUGGGAUUCGCCCCUGGAAGAAGCCCUCUGCCACUAGCUGGCUUCAACAACCAUGGCCGACCGAACAUAGCCUUUAGCCCCCUGGACCCGAACCAGAAUUAUCACUCGCCCACAACUCACGCUUACCAGGAUUCCCAUUCGUCGAUGACUCAAGAAGAUGGCCUCUCGUACCAACAAGCCCCGCCUAAUGGUGUAUCUACUCUUGUAGAUGGCAUCCAUCCGAUCGAUGCUCAGGGAAGAGCCUUUGGUGAUCAUGCCGGAUUGCUUCCCCAUUACAUGCCGCCCCCUGGCAUGAUUUCUCAUGCCGAUGAAGCUGAAGGCCUGAUAAUCCUUGCGCAGCAACACUUCGGUUCUCCUGAGUUCGCUGACUGCCUCCUCGAGGUCCGGCACCUCAAUGGAAUUCCCAUGCCAAGAGGGAUUCCGGCCCAUCGUCUAGUUUUGUCGCGCAGCCCCAUACUGAAGGAUCUAAUUCAUGCACAGAAUCUGCGACCUGGCCCAAUGGACCAAACCUGGUUCCAGCCCCUUGUAAUAGAGACAGAUAACCGCUGGAUCCGGGCCGAUUCUUUCCACAUCGCUGUUCAGAACAUUUAUGGCUAUCCGCUUUUCCAGGCUCCUCGUCCGAAUCGAGGAAUGGACUCGGAGGAUACCACUGUUGCCGGAUCAUUGGCUGAAAGAUUUCGUUUCGCCUUGUCCUAUGCAGCUGCUGGACACAUUCUGGGAUGGGGUCCUGUAGUUCAGCGCGGAUGCGAUAUUGCAGCCCAGCUUCUAGACGCUACGACAGUUGAGAAAGCUUUGGAGUUCGCCCUCGAGGGUUAUUGCGACAAAGGCGCGUAUGAAGAAUUCAAAUAUGGAAAUGGCUCGAGAGCCUUACUCCAUGCGACUGUGAUCUUUAUCGUCAACAACCUUCAUCCAAUGUUCAGUCUCGAUACCUUGGUUACAAUCGACCCUAGCACGUACGCCCGCUUGCCUUUCGAUUCAGCAUCUGCUCCCAAGGCAGCUUCGUCUCCUGUGGACUCUCCGGUCAUUGCUCGCGGAAGUUCUGUCACGCAUUUGGCCAAGGGUGUGCACGCUAGGAGCCAUCGGAGCAUUCAAUUCGGCGACUUUGAUGUCCCUGGUGGCCAGUCACCUGAUAUCCAGCGGAGCAAUGAUGGCCAUCGGCAAGCUUCGGACACUCUCCUCUCUCGUUUGUUGCUCAACCUUCCAUUCGGAUUCCUCAAGAUGUUAAUUGAGGGUGGACCUGAGACAGGCCGUGGUUGGACAAAUCCGGGAACAUGGUAUCGACUUGUUCAGGAGAUUGUAGGGGAACGGGAAGCUCGCCGACUGAGAGCACUUGAGGCUGUCAUCUCUGGCAAUGUACCAGAUAGUACCCUCAUUCAAGAAAGCCUACGAAGCCCUGAGCCCCGCAUUCCCGUAUGGAGUGCUCUGGGAUGGCACGAAGAAAUUUCUACGCGUGGAAACACUGACGGCCUCUUCCUCAGCCGUCAGUGGACACCACUGAAGAGCGCCCCAAGUGGCAACGGAGCAGAAUUCCCAUGA